Symbiodinium sp. CCMP2456 is the source of this 2238-nucleotide messenger RNA. The record is from the annotation of a GenBank genome assembly. NCBI's taxonomy places the organism in Eukaryota, Dinophyceae, Suessiales, Symbiodiniaceae.
AUGAGCGGAAUCUACCGGCCGGGGCAAGUGCGACGGCCACUGACAUCAGCUGUCUUGAGACCAUGCUCACCGCUUCUCUCAGAUUCUGCCUCAAACUGUCUUCAUAGGACACGAUCACAGCCGCUGGCUCUCGGGGCCACAACGGGAUCUUUUGAUUUCAGGCGGCUUCAGGAGCCCCUGGUCCUACCUACACCGAAGAGGGGCCCCUCUGGGCUCCUGAGUCCUCCUCUUCUUGGGCGCCCCAAGAGCCGGAACUCUCCGACGGCUGGUGUCCUGCAGGAGAACAGCCGGGCCGAAAGCUGUGCAGCCGAGUUGGAGCGUGCCUUAAGGAAUGGAGCGCAUGGGUCGCCUUCAGAACGCGAUGAUGCCCAUUUGACAGAGUUUGAGAGGCCGAGUGAUCUGGCAGAGGUGAUCAGUCUGCGAGACAAGUUCCACCAGGACGUUGCGACCAUGACUAGCAAGCUGGAAUACCUGGCGAAGCACUCCCGCCUGGAGCAUUUGUCCGAAAGCAGCAAGAAGGACAGGGAAGCGGAGCGAGUCAAACUCGAAGAGCGACGAAUCGAAUUGGAGCGUCGAGCCCGACAGCGGGAACGUGUCUCGCGCGACCCUCGCAAGAAUGUUGCCAUCAAGGUGGAAAACAGACGGAAAUUUGGAUGGGAGAGCUGGAACCCAAUUGCGGAAAGCAUUCCCAUUUGCGAAGUAGAUGUUGGUUGGAAGAGCGGAAAGAAAGUCGGCUUAGUUGAUGUUGCUACCCUCACAGCACAAUGCAAGCAGCUUCGCCGCGGUGCCGUCUCUCUCAACGAUCUUCUGGCGAAGCCGUGGCUCUGCGGCUGGCUCAAGUCGCAGCGCCUGCCGGAUCUGCUGGGGAGUCUUGGGCCGCAGUGGGCAGUCGUAGCCCAGGAGUACUACGCGCAGGACGAGGCACUUCGCUACCACCGCGUUCCCAAGGCUGCACGAGUACAGGCUGAGUUGACGCAUGCGGCCGCAAGUUUGGGAGAUCUGCUGCCAGCCAGUCCUGGGUCCAUCGUUCUUGAUCUGGGCGCUGGAGGUGGCCUCAGCACUCUCAGUUUUCAGGCUUUGGCUGCAAGCAGAAAGCCCGGCACGCCUCCUUACAUUCUCAGCUUUGACACCAGCUUGCACAUGCUUGCGACGACAACGCAGAUUCAGGAGUCUGCACUGGUCGGAAUCCGAGUGCCGAGCAUGUCGGCAGACGGAGGCUUAGAAGCCGGACAUGUCGACAUCAGCGAGGGCUUGCAGUGGAUUUCUAGACGUGGUGAUCGAAUACUGGCAGACAUGUCACAGCCACUCCCGCUUCGUGAGGGUGUUGCUGAUGCCGUGCUCUCAAUCAGCGCAGUACAGUGGUUGCUCCAGCCCCGGUCAGAGGCAGAGUCGCACUCAGCAGACACGCCUUCGGUCCCACAAACGAAGCUCACCAAGCUGUUCACGUCUCUUCGCGCGGUGACGGCAGACACUGCCAAACUGGCAAUGCAGUUCUACCCGCCCAAAGGAGACCACGACUUCGGAGCCAGAGCUUUGCGAGACUCUGCAAGACAAGCUCAGUGGACCGACGUAGCAGUUCUUCUGGAUUUCCCUCACCAUCCGUCUUCAUUGGCUAAGAAGUGGUUUCUGACAGCAAGAUGUCGAGAAGGUGAUCGACAGACGACCCCGCUGCAGCCAACGUGGUGUGCUCUGUGCUGGCCAGUUGUGGUCGCUGGGUGUGUGUUGCAGAGCUCAUGUAGGCGAAGGCCAAGUGGGAAGGUUCUCUGCGAUCGCGCAGAGCAGCAGCAUGCCGAACUGGCUCUGCGCUUGGUGAGGUGCGGGCGGCGACUACAAGCGAGCGAGGGCGAUGCGGACGAUGCGGCGCGGAAGAUCCAAGAGCGGUUGCAGCAGCAGCUGCACCCGCUGCAGUUGGAGCUGGCCCGUGGCCUCUUCCAGGCGCUCGAGGCAUGCAGGCAGCUCGAGGCGACGGCGAUGGAGACGGUCGAGGGAGUCGAGGCGACGCAGACAGAGGCGGAAGCGGCGGAGGAGGGUGAAGGCCGGAACCGCGAGCAACACGAGGCAAAGCGCGCCAAGGCCGGUCCUCAGACGAGGACGGAGCUGCGAAGCGCCGUCGUGCGCUGCUUGCCUCAGUUGUUACCUGUGCUCCAUUCGGCGCCAAGCCAAUGCUGGCAGCAACCUCCGCCACCCCUGGCGCAGGCACAGGCAUCGCAGGUGGAGGACCUUGCGCACGGCCUUUAA